This is a messenger RNA of Aspergillus neoniger CBS 115656, 1002 nucleotides long. Its product is annotated as short-chain dehydrogenase/reductase 2. The record is from RefSeq and is a predicted model, not a curated record. NCBI's taxonomy places the organism in Eukaryota, Fungi, Ascomycota, Eurotiomycetes, Eurotiales, Aspergillaceae. The transcript has 3 exons. Gene Ontology annotation, molecular function: oxidoreductase activity, acting on the CH-OH group of donors, NAD or NADP as acceptor. Bases 1 to 1002 code for a protein of 333 amino acids.
AUGUCAUUCAUCCCUCCUGUUGUCCACGAAUGGACUCAAACUGCCCUGGCCAAUCUGCCCCCUCCAGCACAGCAAGCAUUGCUGCACCCAUUGGUCCCUAAAGCUCUCGCUGCUAUCUUAGCUUUCACUGCUCUGCGCCAAACCAACCGCGUCCUCAACUCGCUAUCCCUUAGCAAUAUCAGCACCCGGAAAUGGGACAAUGCCCGCGAACUCGUCCUCCUAACCGGUGGAUGCAGUGGUAUCGGCAAGCAAGUCAUGACAGAAUUAUCCUCGCACGGCGCGAAGGUGAUCAUUCUCGACAUUAGUGAACCUACCUUCAAACUCCCACCCAACGUCCACUUCUACAAAGCAGACAUCACCUCCUCCGCCGCACUGCACCCCGUGGCAGAACAAAUCCGGUGCAAGCACGGCCAUCCAACAGUCCUUGUUAACAACGCAGGUGUCGCCAACGACGCGACGAUCCUCGACGAACCGGAGGCCAAGAUCAGACAAACAUUCGAAGUGAAUACGAUUUCGCACUUUCUCAUCGUGAAGGAGUUCCUCCCUGCCAUGAUUGAGCGGAAUCAUGGCCAUGUCGUGACGGUGGCUAGUCAGGCUAGUUUCAUGUCGCUCGGGGAGAUCGUGGACUAUAGCUGUUCGAAGGCGAGUGCGUUGGCAUUCCAUGAGGGGCUGGGGCAGGAGUUGAAGUAUUGGCAUAAGACUACGGGGGUGAAGACGAGUGUGGUUCAUCCACUGUGGGUGCGCACACCCAUGAUUCAGCAGCUCACAGAUGCUGGAAAGGAAUUCAAGCAGCCUGUUUUGACGGUGGAGAGGGUGGGCAGUACUAUUGCGAAGCAGAUUAUCUCAGGGAAGAGUGGACAGCUUGUUUUACCUGAAUCAUUGUGGUGGAUUAGUUUGGUGCGGGCGUGGCCGACGUGGUUGCAGGAGACGGCGAGGGGGUUGGCGUCGAAGGACUUGGUCAAGUUGAGGGCGUGGCAGAAAGAGAAUGAUGUUAGUAAAUGA